Molecule: messenger RNA, 5604 nt
Organism: Sorex araneus (European shrew)
Lineage: Eukaryota; Metazoa; Chordata; Mammalia; Eulipotyphla; Soricidae
Gene: GPR63
Product: G protein-coupled receptor 63
Exons: 2
Coding region: 472-1731 (419 amino acids)
Biological process (GO): G protein-coupled receptor signaling pathway
Cellular component (GO): membrane
Molecular function (GO): G protein-coupled receptor activity
Source: RefSeq, a predicted model, not a curated record
GGUAGCCGCCGGCGUUGGGGAAGGGUGCGCGGCGGGGAGGAGCGUGUGGCCGACGGGGGAGGCUGCUUCCCACGAAGUUGCUCCGGCGGAGCCGGCGUUUUCGGGGUUUGCAGCUGGACUGGAGUUAUUUCAGUAGCCAGUGGCCCCGGGUCGGGGCCGGUGGGGACUCCUUUUCCCCGGAGACAGCUUCUCCCCCUAGCCCCCCAGCCCCUCGCCCGCCGGGGCUGUUAGGCCUUCUUGGAUCCCCGUCGGUAGCAGGUUGGCACCCGACGCCCCGAUUUUUCUUUUUUCUUCCCACGGCCGGACGAUCUCUUCUAGAACGCAAAAGAACUCCCGUGGAAGAUGGGACUUCUUGUCUGCUGUCCGGAAUAUGUUUCAAGGAUUCUCAGUGAAACAUGAUUGUGCUGCUCUGGGUUGAAAUGCUUGAGAGACAUCCACAUCUCUGAUGGCAACUCCCAUGUGACAGAAACCAUGGUCUUGUCAGCAAUGUUGACCGCAUCUCAUGCUGGGGCAUCCAAUACCACAUUCGUAGUAUAUGAAAACACGUACAGGAAUAUGACGGUCCCGCCACCAUUCCAGCAUCCUAGCAUUGGCCCGCUGCUCAGAUACAGUUUUGAAACCAUGACUCCCACUGGGAUGAAUUCCUUGGUGGUGAAUAGCACAGCUGUAUCCCCAACGCCGGCCGCUUUUGAGAGCCUCAACUUGCCUCUCCAGAUCAUCCUUUCUGCUGUGAUGAUAUUUAUUCUCUUUGUGUCUUUUCUGGGGAACUUGGUGGUCUGCCUCAUGGUUUACCAAAAAGCUGCCAUGCGAUCUGCAAUUAACAUUCUCCUUGCCAGCCUGGCAUUUGCAGACAUGUUACUUGCAGUGCUGAACAUGCCCUUUGCCUUGGUAACUAUCAUUACUACCAGAUGGAUUUUUGGGAAAUUCUUUUGUAGGAUGUCUGCUAUGUUCUUUUGGAUGUUUGUGAUAGAAGGAGUAGCCAUCCUGCUCAUCAUAAGUAUUGAUAGGUUCCUUAUUAUAGUGCAGAAACAGGAUAAGCUGAAUCCAUAUAGGGCUAAAGUUCUGAUUGCAGUUUCUUGGGCGACUUCUUUUUGUAUAGCUUUUCCUUUGGCUGUAGGAAACCCUGACUUGCAGAUACCUUCCCGAGCCCCGCAGUGUGUAUUUGGGUACACCACUAACCCGGGAUACCAGGCUUAUGUGAUUUUGAUUUCUCUCAUUUCUUUCUUCAUACCCUUCUUGGUGAUACUGUACUCAUUUAUGGGGAUACUCAACACGCUUCGGCACAAUGCCCUGAGGAUCCAUAGCUACCCUGAGGGCAUAUGCCUCAGCCAGGCGAGCAAACUGGGUCUGAUGAGUCUCCAAAGACCCUUCCAGAUGAGUGUCGACAUGGGCUUUAAAACGCGUGCCUUCACCACCAUCCUGAUUCUCUUUGCCGUCUUCAUAGUUUGCUGGGCCCCGUUUACCACUUAUAGCCUUGUGGCAACAUUCAGUAAGCAGGUUUAUUACCAGCACAACUUUUUUGAGAUUAGCACCUGGCUGCUCUGGCUCUGCUACCUCAAGUCCGCGUUGAACCCACUGAUCUACUACUGGAGGAUUAAGAAGUUUCAUGACGCCUGCUUGGACAUGAUGCCGAAGUCCUUCAAGUUUUUGCCGAAGCUCCCCGGUCAUACUCGGCGCCGGAUUCGCCCCAGUGCUGUCUAUGUGUGUUCAGAACAUCGGACAGUGGUGUGACUCUUGGAACUGCGUGUCAUUUUGGUUGACGGUUGUGGUUGUUCUUUUUUUUAAUUUUUUUUGAGUUUACAUUUUUUAAUUAUUAUUUACAGAGUAUAUAAUGCAAAGCUAUGUUUCCUGUCCAGCUAAAACAGGAUGGUUAUUUUUAUGUACAGAUCAUUAGAGAAAGACAACUGUCUCCUUAAAAGAGUUUUAAGUUCUUAUCCAGUUUUAGCACAGGCAGAGCUCCUCUUGCUGCGUUAAAUGCUGGAGAGAUAUAACAGUGGGUAGGGCAUUUGCCUUGCACAUGGCUGACUUGCGUUCAAUCCCUAGCACCCCAAGUGCUCCCCUAAGUCGUGCAGGAGUGACCCCUGAGUGCAGAGCCAGGAGUAAGCCCUGAGCACUACAUAUGUUGCCAGAAAUAUGAACAAAAACUGAAGUGAUGGUUGUUCUUUGACUUUGCAUUUUCUUUCACAUGCCUUCUGUACUUCCUUGUUUUUCAUGGGGUGUGUGAGUGUCUGUGUGUGCUUGAGCAGUGUAAAGGAAGAAUGCCGGUCAACUGUAAUUCUGUCAUUAAGGAUACACAAUAGAAAAAUUAUUAACUCCAGGGUUCAAAAGAAAUCAUCCUAUUGGGCGAGAAGAUUUUUUUUUUCUCUUGAUUGAUUUUGUUUUUGUGGUAGGAAUUAAGAUUGUGCUUUACUGAGCCUGCAGUUACAUAGAAUUGUAGGUGUUUUGUAUGCUGCUAAGAUUUGCUUAUUAGUUUAGUGCAUCAAAUUUCUUUUUUUCCUGGAAGAUAUUGCUGCUUUAUGCCAUCACAUUGGAGCCAAAAAAAGAAAAAGAAAAAAACCUCACCACCCCGCAUACAUCUCAGAUAAAAAUGUAGUUUUGUUUUUAAAAAAGAACAACCCAAGGGAGUUAGUGACAUUUUAAAGGUCAUUAAGAUUUACUUUGGUGCACUUUAAGGAACAAUGUACAAACUAAUUAAGUCAUGUUUUUCAAGAUUGUUUUUUACCUGACAUGUUGUGCUUUAGGAAACAUUGCAUUAUAAUUCCUAAGAAGAUAGUUUAAAAAAUGUUUUAUCUGCAUGUACAGUUUUAAAGUAGAAACAUAAAAAUGUAGAAUCUUGUCUAAGCACAAUAGGAAUUUCUUAGAGCAGUAGGGCCAGGGCAAGGAGACAGAACUCCCUUGGAAAAGUAAAUGGGGUCAGUCAGUCCAGAGCUGGCGUUGGCUGUAGUGGUUCUUUCACUCAAGAAUUUGCAGAGACCAGUACAAAGACAGUUGUUGCACUCAUGUACUAGGUAUUGUGCAGAGUUUUAUUGAGUGAGGUAGUAUUUCUUACUUUUUACAGAUAAAGAAAGCACAUCUCAGACAAAACUCCUCAAGGUUAGUGGUGGCACUGACCCUCAGAUCUGUCUGCAUUCAGAACCUGCGCUGCUCUGCCGAGCCACACGGCACACACUUCAGGCAGGUUGUGAAGUUUCAUAGUCAACAGUGAACUCUUUGUAACCUUUCACACUUUAGACUAAGACUGCCUUUAAAAAAAAAUAGCUCCCUUAUUUUUGUUACAAAAAUGUGAAGGUAUUCAAAAAACAGUCUGGAAAAACAAAAAGACAAAGUCCCACUCCUUUUUCUAAGGACAAAUCUUAGAUGAAGAAGGCUAAAAAGAAACCAGGCAAUUUUUAUUUUUGGUUGACACUUGACUGAAAAGUUCAGAAUAGCAGUACAGAGUUCUUUUGCCUUGCAGGUUUAAAGCUUUUCGGCCACUCAGCGGUGCCUCUGAAUGUUCUGGGCAGAACUAUCUUGUCGCUCCAGUGCUUGCCCAGAGCACAGCUGGCACUUGUGCAUGUGAAGAUCGGCUCCUAUAGAGAAGCAUAGAGCAAGUGUUAGUAGAGCAGGUCUGGAGAGUUUUGUUUUUGUCUUGCUGAUGGUCUGUGUGUUGAUCCCUGCCUCUCUCAGCCAGUGUAUCCAGGACCUUUGUUGCAAUUCUCUCUGAAACUCUGGCACACUUCAUAAAGCAGCCAACAGGAAUGGGAUUUGGGCUAAGCAAGGCCUCAGGAUCUGAAAUUGUAGCCUCUUAGUUGUGUCCUGAGCUUUAUCAAUAGGUGAGUUAACGGUGAAUGCCUUUUGGCAUUUCACAACUUUUGGAUUUUAGUGCUCUGUGAGCCAACAGCAAAGUGGGAGCCUGUUUCUUCACUGGAAAACUGGAGAGUUGGAUUAAAUAAAAAUCCCAGGAUUUACCCCAAAUCUAAGACACUUCUUUCCAUGUGAAAGUAAAGAUUUUUAAAGAGUCCUGCUGACAUCAGCAUCACUCUUUGGUCUCCAGUAUUAUUUCCUUACAUUUUUGUUCAUCUGCUAUUUCUAAAAAUUCAGUGUCUGAGGAACACAAAACAUUGUAUCAGGAGUUAAGGCGUUGGGGGUUUGAUGCCAUCAAGAAAAACCUAAGUAAUUGACAUGGAACAUGAGAAAGAUUAUUUCCACUGAAACAAGCCUUUGGAGACUAAAGCAUAUGACUCAACAUUUGUUUCAGGAUCAUCUUCUGAUGAUAAUCACCUACCUCUUUGGUUUUGAAUUUCUAUUUUUCACAGAUAAAAUUGUUUUGAUCUACAGGGACCUUAUAGAAUUUAAACACUGUUGUAGAUAUAGCAGUACAGUGAAGUGUAGCAUGCUUUCUAAUUUCAGUAUAAACUGGAUUUCAAGCAGAUAUUAAAUAAGGAUAUUUGUAAGUAGACUUUAUUAAGGGAAGUCCGUUGAUAUGUAUUCUUCUACAUUGGCGCUAGGCCUUGAGCCAUGUGGUUGGAGCUGAAACAGCUUUGUUUGCUUUGUCCUUCUUUAUGUACUGUCUGGGGGGACCCUUUGUGCUGCCCGCGUGGUUGGCAGUGCAUCACGUGAUGAAAGCACCAGCGUGCCUGCUGACAUUUGGUACUUGUGAAAGAAGACUAUGAGGGGCCUUAGAGAAUUCAGCAACACUGAACAGCAGUUCUCUUAACACUGGGUAAUCUUGAUCCGAUGACAGUUUACAAAUAAUUUUGAACUUUUUUUUUUAUCAUGUACACAUUUUAAAGCUUUUUUAAAAAAAAGUGCUAUGUUGUAAUGUGAAAACUUUAGGUGCAAAAUCAUAUGCUGCCUAUUUCCCUCUUUUAAGGGAAAAAUACCACUAUUAUCACUGCUGAUUGACAUAAUCAGAAUUUUUUUUUUUAUGUUUUCCUUUUUGGCUAGUAGAAGCAUGGAAGAAUUAGGGCAGUGUUUAUGGGCAAAAGAAAGUUCAAAAGAAAUCCCAAAUAGUCUGGAGUAGUGAUAUUCAAACUCUGACAGGUAUGAAUGACUGAAUAUAUUACCAGGGGUAUUUCUUAAUGCAGGUCCCUUGGGCUAGUAGUUCUGGAGUUGCACCCAGAAAUGCAGUUCUUCAUAGGAUUGAGUAUUCUGCCUGAUUCUAAUUUAAGAACAUACUUUAAAGAAGUACUCCUCUAUCCCUUUAAAUAUUAGCAGUUUCAUACAAAAAAUGUUGGUUUUAUGUUUGAAGUCAUCUCCUGGCACCUGGGUAGUCCACAUCAAGAGGAAAAUCUCCGUAUCUUUGUGCCUCAUUUGCUGCCAUGUGUGUUAGUUCUGGAUCUGGCCAGUGUUGGUUUUACAUUCUUUCAGCUGACAAAAUUCAGCUAAUAUACAGAGUCUCACAGCAGAACAAUAAAGAGUGGUUUAAUAUUUGAAGGUCAUGACUCUCAGGAGUAUAAUUACUCUGAUACCUUCUCUACUCCUAGUGAGAUAACUUUAUUGUAUGUAACUUUCUGAACAGUAAGAGGGGAAUGUAAAGAUUCAACCUAUUCCUAUUGCUCUGUUUAUGCCAGUUAUGUUCAAUGAAAGCAUGAAGAAAAUAAAAUAAUUUUCUGUUACUCUGUG